Messenger RNA from Tricharina praecox, 743 nucleotides. RefSeq lists its product as uncharacterized. The transcript has 3 exons. The coding region runs from base 76 to 594 and encodes 172 amino acids. The record is from RefSeq and is a predicted model, not a curated record. NCBI's taxonomy places the organism in Eukaryota, Fungi, Ascomycota, Pezizomycetes, Pezizales, Pyronemataceae.
CCCUAUUCCAUCUAUCACGACGGAGAUCCGAGUCGACUGCGCGCGUUCCACACUCCCGCACUUGGGGAGAGGCGAAUGCUAUUUCACGCCGCGCCACUAGCGGGCGCACCCCUGAUGUCGCGGCUAUGUCCUAAGCGGCGGCAAUUCCGCCGUCCGAACGUCACUUACUGCCGUCCGAUUCCCUCCAUCGCCUUCUCUGGACGACGCAUGUUGAUAGAGAGCUACUGGGCAUUAUGUCCGAGAAGAAAUGAGGUUUCAUCACAUGCCUUCUCGAGUUGGGGCAGCGGAGGAAGAAGUUCAUCAUGGACAUGGAAAAGGAGCGGAGCUAUGCUAUUCAGUAUUUACAUACACACUUAUGUUUAUACAAAAUCUUCUUCUGGUCGGCCUAUUCAACACGAUUCCCUCCAAGGCAUUUCACACCAGGAGAAAAUAGCCAACAUUACACCGGCGGUGAUGUGCGCGGAAUGGAGUACCAUAUCAUUAUCGGCCUGUCUUCCUUCACUGGGAGACCAAGGUUCUCAAUUUAAAGCCGGUACAUGUGCCAGCACUGCUAGGUAUGUCGCAGCUACACAGCUUAUAGUUCAUCCUUCUUGAGUUUGUGCUGGUUUUUGAGGUGAGCGUACGCAUGGUAGAUCUGUCGGUACGGGAUUGAUUUUCCACCUGUUUUAUUAGCACGUAUGAGCAGAAACCAGGGGGAGGGGAAGGGGGAGGAGUUUAAGGGGUGACCUACAGAAAUAGCAAAC